GCGGGAGGAGGGGUGGGAGAGCCGGGACCUGCGAGGCCGGGUUUGACAGGAGGGAGGCAGGCAGGGAGAGCCGCCGGCGCGGGGAAGGGGGAUGGCGGCAGCGGCGGCCCGAGGAGGGGAGGUGGCAUCGGCGGUGUGAGGGACGGCUCUGCCCGCUGCGGCCGGAGGCCGCCGCUCCGCCGAGCCGGGCCGCAUCAUGGGCAGCGCCGACUCCAAGCUCAACUUCAGGAAGGCGGUGAUCCAGCUCACCACCAAGACCCAGCCUGUGGAGGCAACGGAUGACGCCUUUUGGGACCAGUUCUGGGCAGACACAGCCACUUCAGUGCAGGAUGUCUUUGCCCUUGUACCAGCUGCAGAGAUCCGAGCAGUGAGAGAAGAAUCACCUUCAAACUUGGCGACUCUGUGUUAUAAGGCUGUGGAGAAGCUGGUGCAGGGAGCAGAGAGCGGCUGCCACACAGAGAAGGAGAGGCAAAUCGUCUUGAACUGCUGCCGGCUCCUCACCCGUAUCCUGCCUUACAUCUUCGAGGACCCCGAUUGGAGAGGUUUCUUCUGGUCAACUGUCCCCGGGGCUGGCCGAGGAGGGGGAGAUGAAGAUGAUGAAAAUGCCCGGCCACUGGCCGAGUCGUUGCUCCUUGCUGUUGCAGAUCUGCUCUUCUGUCCUGAUUUCACUGUGCAGAGCCACCGGAGAAUCACGGUGGACACAGCAGAAGAUAUCCACUCCAUCGACAGCUGUGAGUACAUCUGGGAGGCAGGAGUGGGCUUUGCUCAUUCUCCACAGCCUAACUACAUCCAUGACUUGAAUAGGACAGAGCUGCUUAAGCUGCUGCUGACAUGUUUCUCUGAGGCCAUGUAUCUGCCUCCCUCCUCGGACAGCAGCAAUGCCAACCCCUGGGUGCAGUUCUUCUGCUCUACAGAGAACAGACAUGCGCUCCCACUCUUCACCUCACUCCUGAACGUCGUCUGUGCCUACGACCCGGUGGGUUACGGGAUUCCUUACAAUCACCUGCUUUUCUCUGACUACCGUGAGCCCCUGGUGGAGGAGGCAGCCCAGGUGCUGAUUGUCACUUUGGACUAUGACAGCUCUACUAGUUCAAGUCCCAGUGUGGAUGGCACGACCACUGGCACGGCCAUGGAUGAUGUGGAUCCUCCGGGACCAGACAAUCUGUUUGUGAAUUACCUCUCAAGAAUACACCGAGAGGAGGAUUUCCAGUUCAUCCUGAAAGGAGUGGCCCGCUUGUUAUCAAACCCGCUGGUCCAGACCUACCUGCCAAACUCUGCCAAGAAGAUCCAAUUCCAUCAGGAACUCCUCGUCCUCUUCUGGAAACUCUGUGACUUCAACAAGAAAUUCCUUUUCUUUGUGCUGAAGAGCAGUGAUGUUCUGGACAUCCUUGUCCCAAUCUUGUAUUUUCUCAAUGAUGCCAGAGCAGACCAGUCACGAGUGGGCUUGAUGCACAUUGGGGUCUUUAUCCUCCUGCUUCUCAGUGGGGAGCGUAACUUUGGAGUUCGACUGAACAAGCCGUAUUCUGUACGAGUGCCUAUGGACAUCCCUGUCUUCACAGGGACACAUGCAGAUCUGCUCAUCAUAGUCUUUCACAAGAUCAUAACCAGCGGGCAUCAGCGGCUGCAGCCUCUCUUUGACUGCCUGCUCACCAUUGUUGUGAACGUGUCUCCAUACCUAAAGUCUCUCUCAAUGGUGGCUGCUAACAAGUUAUUGCAUCUCCUGGAAGCUUUUUCCACCACCUGGUUCCUGUUCUCUGCUGUCCAAAAUCACCAUCUUGUUUUCUUCUUGCUGGAAGUUUUCAACAACAUUAUCCAGUACCAGUUUGAUGGGAACUCAAAUUUGGUCUAUGCUGUUAUCCGCAAGCGGAAUGUGUUUCACCAGCUGGCCAACUUACCCACGGACUCCCAGUCCAUCCAGAAAGGUCUGCAGCGCAAGAAGAAAACUCCUGAGCCGAUUUCUCGCACCAACUCCCAGGACGGGGUCUCCAUGGAAGGGUCACGUCCUGCUGCCCCUGCUGAACCAGGGACACUGAAGACUAGUUUGGUGGCUACUCCAGGAAUUGACAAGCUCACGGAGAAGUCACAGGUGUCAGAGGAUGGGACCAUGCGUUCACUGGAGCCAGACUCUUCACAGUCUCCACCAGAGGGUAACCCCCCCUCAGCUGUGAGCGAUGGGGAGCCCUGGAGUGGGAAGCUUGAUGAGGACACGACACUGAAUCUGAACAGGCUGAACGAUAAGGAGGCAUCACAUCCCCAACGGGAUCGAAGGCGUCUCUCUAGUGCAUCCUCCAGUGGACAGUGGACCCCAACUCCUGACUGGGUGAUGUCUUGGAAGUCAAAGCUUCCCCUGCAGACAAUCAUGCGGCUCUUACAGGUGCUGGUCCCUCAGGUGGAGAAGAUCUGCAUUGACAAGGGUCUCACUGAUGAAUCAGAGAUCCUCAAAUUCUUGCAGCAUGGCACACUGGUGGGGCUGCUACCUGUACCUCACCCCAUCCUCAUUCGCAAGUACCAGGCUAAUUCGGGCACUGCCAUGUGGUUCCGGACCUACAUGUGGGGAGUUAUUUAUUUGAGGAAUGUGGAUCCCCCUAUCUGGUAUGACACAGACGUGAAGCUGUUUGAAAUUCAACGGGUCUAAGAGAGCACUUACCUCUACCAAGAGAAAUACACUGGAUCUAAGGACUGCUGUGUGCUGCUUCAUCACAGCUAUUCCUGCAUUUCACAUCCAGCUGAGAGACCAAAAGGACAAUCACUUCAUUUACCUCCCUGUCAUUUAAAGCUUUAAUUGGGACCUGCUUUGACAUCCCUCCCCUCAGCUCACUUCUCUUCCCUCACCCUUCACCCUGAACCUUGAGUGAAAGAUGUCUAAGGGAUUGUCUAUUGUUGUGGUUGCACUAGAAAUCAGACCGUUCUUAGCUCUUCUGUUACUCUUUUGCUCCUGGAUGUGGUUUGGAAACCAAUCUGACCCUGUCCUUGCCCUGGUCAGAGUCAGCUCUUAAUUGAAAAAGACUAGCUGUAAAUUGGGUGCAAGGGAGAAGCUGCUAUUCCUGCAGGAGAUGGGGUUUGGAAACUGCAGUUGCUUUCCCGUGGCUCCAUAAAGUUUCCGGGGCAUCCCUUCUGGCUGCAGGUGUCUCCCUGGUGUCCCAGUUGCGUAUUGGUAGGGAAGUCUUUCCCAUCCACAUGAAAGGAGAAGUUGCUGAAGGAAAACCUUGUGUCUCAGUUCUGAAUCUCUCUACUCCUUUCCUGGAAAGCUGCUUAAUAAUUUUUGUAGUAGCUAGUGCUUUGGUGUGGCAUGAGAAGUUUUUCUUGGCUUCCAGGCCUGGCAGCCUGUCCUUCAUGGUGGGCUGUUGCAAUGGAGUGUGUGUCACUUUGGAAAUCUCCACUUAAUCCCAUGAGCACACAGGGAGGAAGGGACUGGCUCAGUGAGAGCAAGGAAAAGAGAUGUGACUGUUAAACUCUGUCUUCUCCCCUUGACUGAAAGGACAGUGUCAUCUGGGUUUGAAAGGAACCAUAUCCUUCCAUCAUCGCUUGGCAGGCUGAUGCAAUGCAGGGAGUGGAAGGGUCUUUUGCACACUACUGUCUAAGGCAGGGGAUCGAGGGAGGCACUCAGGGAAGUUGAAGGAGGAAUUUGGAAGUUGUAGGAGGAAAAGCAUCUCCAUGUCAGUAGGGAGUGGAGACUGCUGAGGCAAAGUUCAAUUCUUCAGGGCAUUUUGCUAGUGACCAGGUCAUCAGAUCUUGAAUGUAUUAGGUCCCAAGCAUGCAGAGUGUGGGAAGCCAGAAUUAGAAUUUGUGGGAGACCCACUGUUGCUGGCUUGCUUCAGCAGCAUGGGGUUGCACAUUGGUAGGUGAAGGCAUCCUGGGGUUUGAGUCAGAUAUUGUGUUCUGCUGGGAGGGGCUGCUGUCUUAGAGCUGUGUGGUCUUUAGACAAGGAAAUGUGAGGGGUCCUGUUAUGAAUGGAGACCCUUCCCUCUCCAUCUAAGCUUAGUCCUUGGUGUUCUGGUAUUCAGGCUUGUGGGAGGAUCACUGGCCAUGAGCUGUUUCUCACAGCCUAGAACCAGUGAGAUCAUUCCAUGGAAACUGGUCUUGUAUGUUAAAGUAAGGGGACAGGUAUGGCACACACUUCUGUGUCUUGUAACGCUCGCCUAAGUUUUUAAGCUAGAGUGAUAGCAACGUGACCAUCCUCUCCUAGAGAGAGUGCUGCUCUAGUGUACUGCUGGCUUGUAUUUGGGUGGCUUCCUCCUUUGGGCACUCAAAGUGGACUGGAGUCCCAGGCCAGUAGAAAGUGGAAAUAAAACCUGAAUGGUUUUCUGAAGGAUAGGAGAUAUAUGAAACAGAGAGAGGUUCUUCCCCCACCUGCUUCCCAUCUCCAGCUCAGUUUGCCAUCUAGCACUACUCCCAUCCAGACCCUAUCUCUUUUCAGAUGUAAACAGGGUGAGGUCUCUGUUUUACUUGGAAUCUCUCUCGUAUAUAAGAAUGUGAUUUGGUGGGGCCAGCCUCUGAUUGUAUGGCACUUGUACCUCACAGCUGGAAUGGGGCAUGCUGUGUCCCACAUGCUUGCCUCUUCCCUCCCAUGGAUCUGCUGGUUCUCAUGAUCUCUUCUGUCCUCUCUUUUCUGCUUUGUUUCUUUGUGAGUUCUUCUGGAAACCUUUUUGUUUGUUUCUUGGUGUUUGGAGUCUGAUCCUUGUUCCGUGGAAAUCAACUUGCACUGUAAACUAUUUGCUUACUUACAGAAAGAAAGAUAAAGAUUAUCUGAAACAUGCA
Messenger RNA from Tyto alba (common barn owl), 4758 nucleotides. RefSeq names its product HID1 domain containing (gene HID1). NCBI's taxonomy places the organism in Eukaryota, Metazoa, Chordata, Aves, Strigiformes, Tytonidae. The coding region runs from base 197 to 2635 and encodes 812 amino acids. The transcript is spliced from 20 exons. Gene Ontology annotation, cellular component: Golgi medial cisterna; Golgi trans cisterna; membrane. The record is from RefSeq and is a predicted model, not a curated record.